Messenger RNA from Coturnix japonica (Japanese quail), 9575 nucleotides. The record is from RefSeq and is a predicted model, not a curated record. Lineage: Eukaryota; Metazoa; Chordata; Aves; Galliformes; Phasianidae.
GGAGGAGGGCAGCCAAGAAAAGGUCAGCUCAGGUCAAUAUCCAGGAGGAUAUAGAAGUGGCGGAGUGAAACCUGACAUUGGAGCCAGCGCUUUGCAGGGAGCAGAACGGGGCAGGACGUGGAAAGCUGGGCUUUGCUAGAGUGAUAUCUAGUUGUAUGUGUUGGGUUGCUUCAAACUCAGAAAUGGUGAUAUUGUAACUAAUAUGCAAAAAUCCAUCACUGACACAUACCUGUUGAAAGAGGCAGAUCAGAACCUGGAUAAGGACAAGAGCCACGAGGAGAGGGAGCUGAACCAGUGCCAGCCUCAAAACAAAGCAACUUUGCAGCUUCAUUUCUUCAAAGCAUGUCUAUUAUUUCCCUCUCUUCUCCCAUUAGAGUCUUCAUUAAGAUAAUUAUUUGGCAUAAUGCACUUCAAAGAGAUUAAAUUACAGAAGUGAAGUGGCAGCUGCAAAUACACAAAGUUCUAUCAGCUUCUGAGAAGCUUGAAACAAAGUAGAUCUGGAUUAUUUUUUGAGCAUCUAUCUAACAAAACCCUGGUAUAUUUAUCUCCCCAGGUUUCUUAAUUCCAUUUUCUUUCAGCUCCCCCUAAAUUUUAACUACUGAAGAUUGAUUCUGGAAAGUUUUUACUUUUAAACACUAAGUUCAGAAUGAAAGAAGCCUUGAUUCGGGUACUUGCAUCAGUUUGAAAUAAUAAUGAUCAGUGUCAGAUGCUGCUAUUCUGCCUAUGCCUCCAGCAUCACAGCUGUCAUAAACCUGUGCCUGAAGCAGAGUGCUGCCAUUGCCAUUUUGCAGGUGGGUCUUCAGGGAUUCAAAAGAGAUUUGUAUUAACAUUUCGCACACAUUACACCAGUUUCUUUGGUUUCAGUGAUGAGAGCGGUGGAAGAGUUUGAGCCUUGGAGGAACAUUGGAGAGUAGGUGAUCAGUGAGCUCUGUCAUGGCAAUGCUGGGGUUGGUUCAUUAGUGAAGAAGCAAUACAUGUGACAUUUUACAACUUUCAGAAAACCAUCCUUUUGGGAAGAGCUUUUAGAGAUCUUGUUUGUUUGUUUGUUUGUUCCACCAAGGAGGAACCAAAUGUACUGAAAUGAGCUCAAGACAUGAGACAGCUGCAGAGAUUCCAGAAGUGACAGGCAGCACCCCACAGUUUUCCUCAUUUUGGUUCUUUCAAACUGAAGAUUGUGUGACGUUUCACUCUGACUCAAUGCUUCACAUUUCGCAACUGUGAAUUUCCAUGUUAGUGCUUUGUAACAAGCCUUCAGCCCACAGGAACAGAAGGAAAGGGGGAAGAAGCAGUGGCAGUCACUCCAGAUGAGUGCUCACAGCCAGGAUGGCCAAUGGCCCAGGGGUCAUAUUUGUAUAUGUUUUCUAGUUAUAGGCUGCUCCAAUCACUGCUCCAAUCACUGCUCUCAAUUACUCCUUCCAGUUGGAAUAGAUGGCAAGUUCUCUUUGUGUUUAGGCCCAAAUGAGCCCACAGCUGCCAAAGGAAAAGCACGAGGUUCACAUUGCAGAAAGGUUGAGUUAGAUGGAAGCCACAGUGGGGUCAGGGAGUAACUUCAGAGAGGGAUAAUGUAUGGCAGCUCUGCUGAAAACACUGCACAGAGCAACCAGGAUGCUGCAGUCAGAGCAGCCAAGCUGUGCUCCUGACUGAGGACAACUAUGUUGACUGAUGAGUGUGGCAGUGCCUUUAGCCUGACAGUGUCAUGAAACAGUACCAUGGAAUAGUGAAUCUACUAAAAAAGUGAGGAAAGAUAGAACAAAGUGCAUCCUGAGGAGAGAUGGGCACGGCAAGGACCUGCCACUGAAUCCCCAGCUCAGGGCUGAUCCAGAGAACAAAGUCCUGGGGCAGGAUGCAGUGAGCCCAAAGGGAAGAAAAGGAAAGGGAAGAAGAGGGUAUUUGCCCUUCACAACUGAUCCAAAGCUGAACAAAAUAUCACAGAAUGGAGUGAAAAACUACAGUGACUGCACCUCAUAAAGCUGACUGGAGCUAAACCCAGGGAAAAGGGGGAAAGUCUUAUUUGUCACAGCACGGCAGAGCUCGGGGACAGAUUGCUGCUUAGGCAGAAGAGCAUGGGGGCUGGGCAGGUGGUUUUUUAUCCACACUGGGCCUGUAGAAUCCGUUCUUGGAAAUGUGCCUUUAAAGCCACAGACUGGAAUCUCUCAACAUUGAAAAUCCCUCACAAUUUGGAGACAGGUGCCUGUGCCUGGGAUUAAUGGUGUGUCUCUGCUCCUAAUUGCAAUGUAAUCUAAUUGAACAGUGAGCUUUUCUCCUUGCCCUUUCCUCCACUCCACAGGUUAGGUAUGAUGAGCACUCUAUCUUUGCAAUCACAGUUGCUCUUUCCAUCUGAAAAUACAUUUUCUGAGAGGCUGCAGAGACAUCAGGAGAGAGCACAGAGCUGACAGCAGAGUCAGGCUGCUGCUGCAUUAACCUGUUCUGGGGGGAAACACAUCUCAGCCUGGGAUAGAUACGAACAGCCCGGCCUGGCCAGCAGAACUCCCAGCACAGCAUGGGUAAGACUUUCCCCAGUGGUGCCCCAGAGUGGCACCGCUGUUUCUUUGAGAUGGGGUGACUGUGGGACAGCUGAUGGGACGAGGUUUAAGACCCCCAGGGAAAGCAUGGCUCUGCCCCAGCUCAAGGGAAAUGUGGAAGGCAUCACCCUGGUCCCAUCCUCUUGAGAUGAGGAAGGAAGACAGGACUCCAGCUGGGCUCCUUCCUCCACCUCCUCCUGUUCAUCCUCCUCCUCCUCUCCUUGGCUCAGCAGUGCACCAGGACCCAACAAGUGUAGGUGGGGAGCAGGCACGUGAGGGGGCCUGGGGGGACUGUGGGGGGUCCCCAGGGCUGGGAAGAAGGUUGCAGGGGUUGGGGUUUUCUGGAUUCUCCCUGCCUCUCCUAGCACUGGUUCAGCAGGGUGGGGAAAGAGGGAGUGGGCUGGGGAAAGGGGGAGUGGAGGGGGAUGUUGCCGGAGAGGUGGGUGGAGAAGAAAGGGGAGGGGGAAAGAGUUGGGAAGGAGGGGAGCUCAUCAGUGCUUGCAGAACCCGUGCAGCACCCAUGGAGAACAGUUCAGCCAGCCCAGGAAACAUGCUGGGCAACCAAACAUUGGGCAGGAUGCCUCAACAGCCCCUGGAGCUCCAGGUGGUCACCAUCCUGCUGGUGCUGCUCAUCUGUGGGGUGGGCAUAGCAGGCAAUGCCAUGGUGGUGCUGGUGGUGCUGCGCACCAAGCACAUGGUGACCCCCACCAACUGCUACCUGGUGAGCCUGGCUGUGGCUGACCUGCUGGUACUGCUGGUGGCUGGGCUGCCCAACAUCUCUGAAGUGGUGGCUUCCUGGGUGUACGGCUACGCUGGAUGCCUCUGCAUCACCUACCUGCAGUACCUGGGCAUCAACAUCUCCUCCUGGUCCAUCACCGCCUUCACAGUGGAGCGCUACAUCGCAAUCUGCCACGCCAUCAGGGCACAGCUCCUGUGCACCGUGGCCCGUGCCAAGUGCAUCAUCUUCUCACUGUGGAUCUUCACCUCCCUCUAUUGCCUCAUGUGGUUCUUCUUAGUGGAUACGUCCCAGGUCACGUUCUCAGAUGGGGAACAGGUCAGCUGUGGCUACCGUGUCUCCAGAAGCCUUUACAUGCCCAUUUAUUUCUUGGAUUUUGCUGUCUUCUAUGUCAUCCCGUUGGGACUUGCAGCUGUCCUCUAUGGCCUCAGUGCCCGCAUUCUAUACAUGAGCCCCCUGUCUGCUGCACCACAGCAUGCCCUGGGCUCAGCACAUCGGGGUGGCUCCCUCCAGCAAUCCUGCCAGGGCAGCAGAGGGACUCUGAGAUCCCGCAAGCAGGUGACCAAGAUGCUGGCCAUCGUGGUGGUCCUCUUUGCCCUUCUAUGGCUGCCAUACCGCAUGCUGGUGGUGGUGAACUCCUUUGUGGACCUCCUGUACCUCAACAUCUGGUUCCUCCUCUUCUGCCAGAUGUGCAUCUACUUGAACAGUGCCAUCAACCCCAUCAUCUACAGCCUGGUGUCGCAGAGAUUCAGAGCUGCCUUCAGGAAGCUCUACAGGUGUGGAUGGAAUAGCAUGGAGGUGCCCACACCACGCAGCAUCCCGGUGCUCUAUAGCAGAGCAAAGGACGGCUCUCAGGGCAGCUCCAAGCACGGCACCCACCAGGAUUACCUGAAUGGUCCCCCUGCACGUGAGAAGAGAAGCAGGGCUGCCACACAGACACCAGGACCCUGACACAAUGCAGGCAGUGGGAGCUGUGCGACUGUGUGCACCACGCUGGGAAAGUGCCAACAGAAAUUGCUUGGGCAUUGAGGCAAGCUUAAGUUAAUACCUCUCCAGGGCAUUUAACAGAAUGGAUUCUUAGAGGCAAAUUAAUUUGCUUUUCCUUAAUGCUAAUUUAUACUUGUGUGUUGAAGCGUUAGGCGCAGGUCAAUGUUCAGCAUCUCUAAAGAAUCUGUAGUUAAAUAUAGCGGUGUAAUGCCAUUCUGUGUUAAGUGCAAGUGCAGCUGCUUGUCAAGUCAGGCCAGAGCAUGGGAAGGAAACACGGGAAGAGAAGGGCAGUCAAGGAAAAACUGCUGCCAGAGCAGGUUUCCUAGAGGGUGAGCUUCCCCUGCCCAAAUGCAGGAGACACCUGAUGUGAGCUGCUCCUCCAGGGAUCUGCUGGAGUUAGUGGGACAAUGAGGCACUUUCUCCUCUCAUUCCAGAUGAACACACUCCUCUGGUGUGUUAUUUUCUUCCACCAACACCAAAGGGACCAGUGUGCCUCUCCAAUGGAGACUCAUGCAUUACACAUGGCUGAAGCUGGGUAUCACAAACCUCACCCUGUGCUGCUGGAAAGAUUACUGUGCCAACCAGCCCAAGGACACUUGCCCCAGACUCACAAGCAACUCUCUGGACUGGGAGUAAAUUGUAAGAGAUUACACACAAGGCAGAUGCCAACUCUCCUGCCAAGUAAAACAAGAGGCAGCCACUGGUAACCCUAAAGUGACUGCACACCAUUCUUCAAGCAGCCAGUUCAGCCUCAGCAUCCACCACUGCCUGCUUCACAGCAAACCAGAGCAUUUAAUCAGAUCCUUACCUCUGCUUUGGAAAAGGUCUGUGAGAUACUUCAAAGCAGACACGAUUAAAAAAUCUCUCAUUAUGUCUAUGGAAAAUAACUGGGAAACAGACCUCACUCCAUGCAGGGAAGGGUUCAGGAUCUAUUUCAUUUCCGUGUGGGGUGGCUUUGCAUGUGUGAUUAUUAUAUUGUGAGUUAUUAAAUCAUGUAUUAUGGCCCAAAAUAACUUGAGGAUGAAGAAAGAAAGCGCUCGUUUUGCAGAUAAUUAGGAAACUGUUUAUGUGGAAAUGGAGGUUUCAUAUCGUAUUAUUUUGGUCUAUUUCUGAAUAUCAGAUCUUCAGGAGCGAAGUUCCUCAUCAUUCAUAAGGAAACUGCACAGAAAUUAGAGUUGCUUCAUGAAGAGAAAGGAAAUCCCUUUGCUGCAGUGCAAGAAGAACACUUAGCACAAGGAACGAGAAGCAAGCGAUUUGCUGCUAACGGUCUUUUCUAUUGCAGAGAUGUCUUUUCCUUAGUGCCGUAAUUUGCUACCAGCUUGCAAGCACUGUGGGGCCAGAGAGGAGAAGCGGGCUGGGGAUGUGUGCUCUGUGCAGAGCAGCAGGAAAGCCAGCUCGUCCUACAGCCACUUGGGGUGAGAAUUCAGUGCCUGAGCUGCAGAGCCCUCCUGUGAGCCAAGUUCAGGGCACUGCUCGGCUUGGGGUGGGAUGUUGGCAGCCCAGGCCUCUGCCAGCUCAGCCCAUCUCUGCAAACUCAUUUCUGUCUCUCCAUCACAUUACCAGGCUCUGAAAUUUUUGUUCAGCAGACUUAAGACUCAAGUAAAACUCUCUUCUCUUUUCCCUUUUCUGUCCUUAUCUGCCCAUGUACUGUGUGACCUCGUUGCUAUUUCUUGAGACAUAAUUGGCAGUUAAAUUCCCCCGGCACAACGAGACCUCUAGUAAAUGCACUGCAGUGUUAAAUUCUGCAGAUGAGCGAAGAGCUCCUGAUCCUUCUUCUUGCACAUACACUGACACAUUGGGACAGUUGGAGAGGGCUUUAGGUGGAGCAGUGUUCCAUGUUUCAGGUGAAGAACAGUGUUCAGCUUGCCAAGGAGAUGAUGGUGGAAGAGGAAAUAAGUCAUCAGUGGGAAGGACUGACAAGAAAUAUCUUUGAUGCUGCAGCUGAUGGCUCCUGGGGGUGCUUUGGCUGGAUGGAGGCUGAAGUCUCACCCCAGCCCUCCUCAUACAGAGCUGAAGGCCAGGAGGAGAUGCUCCUGCUCCCUGCAUAGAUGGAUGGUGAAGUAUGACUGUGCUGUCCCUGGGCUGGACAGGUCACCCCAAAGGACAGCGAGGCUCAGAUUGCAUCUUCCACCUCCCACCAGUGCUGCCCUUUGGUCACAGGAUCAGUGCCUCUGUCCCUAUUCUCACAUGUCGGGCUCCUCUCUCCUCUCACUCAGCUGGGAGCAGUGCAGGGGAUGUUACCCCAAAACACCAGCCCCUGAGGCAAAGCCCCAAGCACUGUUCCCUCCACCCUGGGGAAGGGGCAUGCUCAUCCUUUUGCCAUUACUAAUAUUUUUGAAGCAAUACAUCAUUGCUCCAGCAGGAGACCCACCUCCCUGGUGCCUCCACACAUGGCCAAAGAUCUGCUCGGUUCAUCAGCCUAAGAUUUAUGAGGUGCAAAGGGCUCUGGUUACCCUGCUGCUCCCUCCCUUCUCCCCCGUGGCUGGGUGAAUGAAUUGCUGCUGGCUCCUCUGAUAUCAGAAGUAAAGAAAGCACAAGGGAGAGCAAAGCCCUCAUUCCACCAAACUCAUCUCCCUAAGUCCUUACCAGAGCAAAGACCUUUCAUCAUGAGUCUCCUUGCACCCCACAGAAGCAGGAGAGAGACCCUAUUGCCUGCAGAGGCUGAGCCUGUGUCUCAGCAGCCCCUCUGCACAGCCCAGCUUUGCUCAUGUGAGACACUCCAGAAAUAGAAAAGGGAUUUAAGGUUUCAGCUAUUCUGCAUUCCUCCAGCCCUGAUGGCUCUGCCUGGCACAGGGCUCUGUUCUCCCACCCUCCCCCUAAAUCACACUUCCCCUCGCUACAUUUCCCCAUCCCUCAUGUCUGGCUUUCCCAUUACUUCAUCCAUUCACUACAAAAUUUGGGGGGCUAAUCUGGAUGUAAGAGCCCAUGACUUCAGGUUUACUAAGAGCAAGUGAGUUUUUGCACCAGCAGGACAGAUUGCUGACAAGCAUUUGCAUCCAUCCAUUUAUGGGCUUAUGGGGUUGAUGCUGCACAGGGUCCCAAGGCCCUCCUGUAAUUGCCUCUUCUCUGUGCACUCAGCAACAGUGCAGCAUUGCUUCUUUCCCCUGUUUGUGUCUUGACCACAUCCACAAGCCUUUAAAUCAGUGCAGGGAAACAGAAGGUGGCAGGUUAGCAAGAAAGAAUUACCCUAUUUCCAAGCACAGAGGCACGGCGCCUGGGGAGCAGGCAGCAAUGCAUCAUCUGGAAGAAAUCUGGCAGCAGCCCCAGGGGAUGGCAGGCAGCACAGGGACCUGUUGAGGGAAUACUGAUGGAGCUCUGACUGCUGCAUGGACACAGCCCAGGUGGCUUGGUGCUGACACACGGCUCCCAGAGCAUCGCUGCAUUUGGGAUGAAGCUUUAAUGGCAGCACAACAGCACUGUCUGCAAUUGGUUUCCUGCACAGUACAAGAGAAGAAAUGUGAGCUGAAUGGCUGGGGAAGUUUGGGGACUGGAGCCUGGCUCACCUCCUCCUCCAUGUCUGGGUCAUCCUUCCCCUCCGAGCUGAGUCACCCUCUAGAGAAAACGCAACCAAUAGGUUAUUUAUGAGACAAGGUCCGAAUUAGCACGUGCCUGUCAUCCAGUGCAAGGCACUCACAAAGAUAAACAUCGAUACAGUGAGCAGAUAACUGUUUAUUAUUGCACGUAAUCCAGCAGAACAACUGACAGAAAACUCCGGACAGCAGUACAUGGAUUGUAGUACACAGCUUGCAAAAUCAGUGAUGAAGGUAUUUUUGUGUGAAGAGUGAAACAUAUCUGCAUCUUCGUAAGACCUGAAAAGUAUAACACGAUAUCCUACUCAGUUUUGAAAGCAUGCAAAUUGAGGUAAAUCUGUUCUUUUGCAUCUAAGAAAACGAAAUCCCCAAGGGGCUAUAUACCUAUGUGUAUAUAUAUCCAUAUCUCAGUGCAAUACGGAUAUAUUUGUACGUCACAUAAAAGCAAAUCUACCUACUGUUCUCAGAAUGUUAAUAGGAGGAAAGCACAUUGUCGUGUGCACAUCACAUGCAUAAAAAACAGGGGCAUGAGCUGGGAGGGGGGGGGGUGGGAUUAUCUUAACAUUGUUGAAAGAAGACCUUUCUUUGUGCUCAGUGAUAAAUAAAAGCCCCUCAGGUCUCUCAAUGGGAAUUGUCUUGGUAGCUGAUAAAAGCAGCUGACAUUGAGAGGAUGAACAAGGAUAAAAUGCCAACGGCAGCAGGGCAUGGGGUUUGCAAUACAUUUAUAUUUCAGAAAAGAAAAAGAAAGAAAAAGAAAAAAAAGAAAAAAAAGAAAGAAAGAAGCAAAUUGCUACUAAACUACGCUCUGUGGAAGUGUAGAUGGUGCUGCACAGCUUUCUCAGGACUGGUACAGCCACAUAGCUUUUAGGAAGGGAUCACAUUCACUUCUCCCACAGUGAACACCACGUACUUGCUACUGUGGCAACAUUCCUGAGCUGAAUAUGGUUAAAAAAUAAACUUGGUUCACAAAGAAAAGUACCAAAUUAUUCUCACUUUCUUAUAACAUUUAGAGUACAGAAAUUAGGCAGGUUUUGUCCUGUGUCUCCAGUCAGUGUAAACUCCUGCCUGUCUGCCAUUUGCCUCUGCCAUCCUUUCAGACUGACCUUUGGAGCAGACUGGCCAUCUGUGUUUUCCCUCGACCAUCUCUUCCACGUUCUUUCCAGUCUCUCAGGUUUUCCCACCCAGUCCUGUGCUGUGAGACUUCAGAAUACACAGAGGUGCACAACCGACUAUAAAUAACAUUUCCGAUUAACUUAAAAAUAGACACAAAAUACAUAUUGCUCUUAAAAGAAGGAAGAAACACGUCCAAGCACUCAGCCUCACACUAAACUGUAACUUCAUCUGUGCCGACUUUCUAAGCUCGCACUGCUAAGGAUCAAAGCAGAUCACAGUGGCAACAUCUCCUUCCAAAGGUCACUCUCUGUCGCAGCUUUGGGAAGAAUUGCUGCAAACUGUCCUGGCCUCUAAGCCUGGCACAAAAGAACAACAGCUCUAUUGCCCCUCUAUGCUCUACCAUUGCUGAAAGGCUGGCUGCUGCGUAGUUUUGCGCCCAAACACACUGGAGUCACUCGGGUCUCUGCACCUUUCUCCUUUCAGGAAUAACUUCACCUCUCCCAUGACAGCCACCCUCCGUGCUCUGCUAGGAAAGGCUGCCUGCCCUAUAUCGGUGAAAAAGCAGCACUGGAGCCCCCUCACAGCUCAACGCUACGAGGAGGAGGAACCUGUGGGUUAUAGAGGGAUAUUUUUCAGUAAGUACCUCCUUUUAAUUGUAACCUGCACCAUUUUCAUAGGAAAAAUAAU